Molecule: messenger RNA, 117 nt
Organism: Aspergillus nidulans FGSC A4
Lineage: Eukaryota; Fungi; Ascomycota; Eurotiomycetes; Eurotiales; Aspergillaceae
Exons: 2
Coding region: 1-117 (38 amino acids)
Source: RefSeq, a predicted model, not a curated record
AUGGAUCCCCAUCGCGUCACCACGCACCGGAAUAGCACCCAGCUGCGGAUGAUCCUGCCGGCCUUCUGCCAUCUAGCCGCCCAACUUGCGAUCAAGGUUGGUGCUGCAUCCUACUAG